Pecten maximus is the source of this 6615-nucleotide messenger RNA. RefSeq lists its product as uncharacterized. Gene Ontology annotation, molecular function: protein binding. Gene Ontology annotation, biological process: signal transduction. NCBI's taxonomy places the organism in Eukaryota, Metazoa, Mollusca, Bivalvia, Pectinida, Pectinidae. The record is from RefSeq and is a predicted model, not a curated record.
ACUGUUGUCAUGUCACAGAAAUGACUAUCAAAACCAACGAGAAGUCAAUCAUGUGUAAAAAGAAAGAAAAGAAUGUCGUGAUUACAAAACAGGAGUUUGUUGGAUCUGAUCUGACCCCUUCAGGAGCAUGUCCCAAACCACAGUGAUACAGACCUGUUGACGUCCAACGAAAACAGUAAAAUGUCAACAUCUGCUCGGUGUUACUUGUGUAACAACUGUAGCCUCAAAGGCAUGAACUGCAAGAACAAUCUACGCAAUGGCAUCAGCAGCAAACAUUGUAGCUGUAAUAAUGAAAUGGAGCUGUGUGCAUACUGUGGAGUGUGUAGGGACUGUCUACAAACACUCUCGAUUGCCCAUGCCACAAUUCAACCUUGUUUCAGAGCAAAACUUAAUACUGUGGCAUCUGUUAAGCGAGCAGGAAGUAAUCUAAGUUUUUCUCAGGAGAAAGCCGAAUAUGUGUUCCCAGAUUGUCUAAACUUGCUACACUGUAAUGUACUGGGUAUCUGUCUCAACAGAGGAUGUCACUACAUUAUCACUAUUGCUGGUCCUAACAAUAAACUGGAAUAUGAUACAGGAGAGGGAAAGAUCUUUGUUGAUGGUGAACAAAAAGAAAAUGUGAAAGACAAAUUGGAUUGUAAAAUGAGUGACAUCCUGGACUUUGAACUUCUCUUGCUUGAAAGAAAAGACACCAUAGUCCAGGUACUGAAGAUCAGCAGAAACUCAGAGAUGAUAUACUGGAUUGACCACGCAGACAGUAACGCUACAGUUACUAUCUCCCCAAACAAACCAGGCAAUAUCAUUGUAUAUACACCGAAUCUUAUGAGAAUGGAGGAGUUAAACACAACAGGAGAAGAAAGCUUCCAUGACGGAGUACUGAAAUGUUGUGGUCCUUUCCCGACAGUGAUAGAGAGACAGAUGUCCAUCAUGUAUCCAGCAGUUGAGAACAUGCUUUUCAAGAACCAUGUUGUGGACUUUACUGGAUCCACAGGUGUGAUGUUACCUGAGACAGUGACCUGGAAACAGGUAUUGUAUCCCUCCCUAGGAGCACUGGCAGGAACACAGAUCUACCAUCCUCUAUGUAUGACAAGAUCAAACACUGGUAUGGAGAUAGAGGACAACCAUGAUAUAUGGCUGAGAAAAAACCUGGUUCAUCUUGUAAACGCCAGUGGCUACAAGCUUGAUUCAGAGACAGCAAAGUUUGGGGCCUUUCUCAUCUGGGGAUGGCACUGCCUGCUCAUACACUACCCACAGUUGGACCUGCCUCCCUAUGAACAUCUACUACCAGAGCUGGCGUCUAAUCCAGACCAGAGGUACAACAACUUACGGGUUGGGAAUGGAUUACAGGAAAUGCUAAAAAUCGCUGCAAUAGACAUGGUUGCCAAUUUUGAUGAAAAUACAUUUGGCAUGACAGUAUUCCCAAAGAGCACUGUGUUAGAUGAGAGUGCUAUGGAACUUCAACUUUCUUUUGAAAAGAACCUGGAUAGUUCUGGGCUAACAUCAACAAUGAGCUCUAUGAUGCCUGGUCGCAUGCUGUACAUCUGUCCUGGACAUGCUGCGAGUUGGCAGAUUGGAACAGUGCUCUCAGAAAUUCCUGUGGACACAUUCCAAGGAUACUCCAACUUCAUUACCUCCAUCAAACUGCCAAACAAUCGUUUGACUUCAAUCCCAGAAGAAGUGCUCUUGAAUCUUCCUCAUCUGUUGAAACUGGACGUCAGCGAGAACUACCUGGAUAUUCUGCCUGAAAGUCUAGGACAGUGUUUGAAUUUGCACUAUUUGGACCUGGCGGAGAAUAACUUGCUGGACCUGCCCACCACAUUGAGUAACUGUAAACUUGUGUGUAGAGUAGACAUCAGUCACAAUAGAAUGGAGUUCAUGCCGCCAGUACUUCUAAAGAUGCCAGGAUUGAAAAGGCUGAUUGCGAAUGAUCUGAUGUGGACAAGCCUACCAGAAAAUAUUGGUGACAUGCCCAGCCUUGAUGUCUUGUACAUCAAUGGGAACUGCCUAACAAAACUCCCAAAGAGCUUUGCUAAACUACAAAAAUUGACCGAGCUUUCUCUGCCAGGUGUAAUGUGGCUGAAAAACAAAGCUAAUCAGUUUCAAUCAAAGGCCUUCUUUGAGAACUUUCUGGAAGGAAGAGGAAUCAAACGUUGGAUGAGAGCAUUGCCUGAAGCAGAGAGAGUGGAUGACGAAGAUGUGUUCAAGUUGUUUAAUAUAGACAGUAGCGGGACUCUGGAUACAAAACAGAUAGCUAAGUUGAAUGCUAUCCUCUUCUCCCUCUUCCCAAGGUUUGGCUACAAAGGCAUAGACCCACCAGAGGAUAACACCCCAAGUGGAUUCCCUGAGGAGAUUCUAGCACUGAAGAAUCUGACCUACCUCAAUCUCCAGUACCAGGGUAUUGUCCAUAUACCGGCAGGCAUUCAGAACCUUGAGAAGCUGGAAAAUGUAACACUGGCCUACAACCCCAACCUCUUGUCCAUUGCUGCAGAGGCUGGUCGUUGUCCACUGAGAAGGUUAAUCUUGGAUGACUGCCCGUUGCUGAAAACUCCUCCAAAAGAGAUCAGAGAGCGAGGAUUUACAACAACCCAUGCCUACCUUAAACGUCUGCUGACAGGAUCUGUCGACUGUAAACGUACAAAACUGAUGUUGGUGGGUCUGGGAGGAGCUGGUAAAACCAGCUUAGUGAGAGCUCUUAUGUCUAGCAUGCAUGAGGAAGUGAAUCUGACUGGAGCAGACGCUAUCACUGAUGGUAUUGACAUCUGUACCUGGGAUGUGGAUUACAAGGGAGAGACAGUGUCCUACAGUGUGUGGGACUUCGCUGGCCAGACUAUCUACUACAACACACAUCAGUUUUUCCUAUCAGACCGAGCUGUGUACCUGUUGUUAUGGAAUAUAAGACUUGGACAUGAACAUGCUGGUCUGAAUUUCUGGCUCAACUCCAUCACAGUUCACGCUCCUAAAGCUCCCAUCUUUGUGGUCGGAACCCACACUGACCAGAUGACUAAAGUGGAGCUACCAAUGGACGAAAUGAGUCUAUCUUAUCACCAGAUAGAGGGUUUUCACUUUGUCAGCUCCAAAAAUGGAAAUGGUAUCUCUGACCUGAAGGAGGCCUUGUUUAAAGUGACUCUACAACAGGAGUACAUGGGAGAAAAAAUUCCUCAGGCUUGGCUUCAGUUUGAAUCCAUCAUCGCAAAGGAAAAGGUGACAAAAAAGAGUGAUGUGUUGUCCUACCAACAGGUGGAGAACUUAGCUACAGAGGCUGGAAUCGUGGAUGCUGUUGAGUUGGCUCAAGCUAUCCAGUUCCUGCAUGACCUCGGGUCCGUACAACACUUCCAGAAUGAACAUUUACACAAACAUGUGGUGAUCAACCCACAGUGGAUCGUGGAUGUGAUGGCUUGUGUAGUGUCUGUUAAACAGUCCUCCAUUCAGGAUGGCCAUCUGAAACAUUCUGACAUUGACAAAGUUUGGGAAGAUUAUCCAAAGAUGUGUGACUGGCUCCUGAAAUUGACAGAACAGUUUGACCUGACAUUCCAGUUGGAAGGACAGAAAUGUAACAUUGUACCAUGUCUACUUCCAGAAAAACGUCCAGAGUUUGAAUGGCCAGUGAUGAGCAAAAAUGACGGCGUUUAUGAGACCAUGAUGAUCUACAAGUUUGACUAUCUGCCAGCUGGCCUUUUCAACAGAGGACAGGUGAGGCUUCAUGGGUACUCGGACGACUCUGUGAUCUGGAAGAAAGGAUCAUUUCUGACGAAAAACGGCCAGAUCGCCUUGAUACAGCAGAUUAAGGACUCUGAGUUAAAUGUAAGAGUUCAGGGAAUGAAGCCAGACAAUCUGCUGCUCUUUAUCCAUGAGGUGUUUGAAGGUCUGAUUAACGAGUCCUUCUACGGCGUUACCUAUGAUUAUGAGAUACCCUGUCCAGACUGUACCAAACAGUAUGUGAAUGACCCCCACAUGUUCAAGGCGUCUGGUAUUCGUCGUGCCCUCGAACUGAAAGCCCCAUUCCUCCAAUGUCAGUCAUAUUUCCACACCGCCCCAGUUCUCAAUCUCCAGGGUAUCUUAGCCCCUGACACCAACAGCGAUUUUGAAGUUCAUCUCGAUCAGGACGUCAACAAUCUACAACAGAUGCAGAAUGAAAUGUCAGUUGAUAUCUUCCUGUCGUACUGCAUCAAAGACGCACCAGGCGAUAGGUCAAAGGUGAUUCAUCCAGCGACUGUCUACGCUGACCUUGAAAAGGAGGGCUACUCAUGUUACUUUCCGGAAGGCAAAGAACUCAUCUCUCGUGAGGAAAUGGCAAAAAAAAUUGUACACGCAUCAGUGUUUCUCGUGUUUAUCUCCAACAAUUAUGCAGCAAAUGACAUCUGCUGUGACAUGUUCAAGUACGUCAUUAACACCAUGAGGAAGCCAACAAUUGUUGUGGCUGUGGGAGAGAACUUUGACUGGAAACAGAGCCCUACAUUAGGAGUGUUUGUGACGGAUCUGGUUUUUGUGAACAUGAUCAACUCUAAGAAGGAUGUGUACAAAACCAAGUUUGCUGAACUGCUGACCACUCUACAGAAGAACGAGCAGCUGAGUCUGACGAGGCCGGAGACGUCCAACUCUUGCUUCAUCAGUUACUCCUGGGUCAAUUCUCGCAGUGCUGUGGACUCGGGCACAAGGGAGCUGUCUGGAGCUAUAGGCCCAGGGGACCCUAGGGAACUGAAGAAUUACUUAGAGGAGCAUGGUGUAGGAUGCUGGAUUGAUAUUGAACAAGUCAAUGUGAAUGACCAGCUGUUUAGCAGAAUCGCAAAAGGAAUGUCAGAGGCCCGGAUAGUGGUCGCCUGUGUGUCGGAUGAAUAUGCGGAGUCAAAGACUUGCUGUAAAGAACUUCGCUUUGCCCUGCAGCUUGGUUUACCAGUUGUGAUAGCAAUUGUUGGGACAGGUGAACGUUGGAAACGUACAGAGAUUGGUUUCCACUCCUUGUCAUUUCCUACAGUCAGCUUUCAGCAGCACAAUAAUAACGCUUGUGAAGAUCUGUUGAAGCUUGUACAGAAAAACAUGCUGUCAGAGCGCAAGGAUGAUGCAGAGGAAAAGAAGAAGAAGAAAGACAAAUCUAACGAGGAGAAGGCAAACAGAUCAUUUCAGGAAAUGUACGAAUUGGCCCAGAGGAAGUUCCUCAGACAGAUAGCCAGCUAUGCUAGUAACCAGGACAUUGGUAACUACCCGCGACUGUUUGUGAUAGAUGUCAUUCAGUCAAAAAAGAAAACUACAAUUACAGAAAAUGAAGAAGAAGUUGAAAGAGAGCUUGAUUUUGACUCUGUCAAGAAUAAAGGGUUCAUGGUGAACGUAUAUACCAUGUGUGAACAUGAACAGGGUUGGCACAGUGUGUGUGAUCCAAUUGAAAUGAGGUUCAGAUUUUCCGCUGAACAAAUUGAGGAAUAUGCAUCCUACCUUGCUCGUAUUACCAUGGUGAUGAGACACGACCCUACCUUUACUCUGAGCCUAUACAGCACUAACUCGGGCCAACACUACCUCAAGAUGACACAAGAGCUGGCCAUGAAAAACACAAACGAUUUCCAGACAAGUUACCAUAACUUACGCCAGUUAGUGUUUGAUUUGGACACAAAGAAAGAAAAGGGAAAGCUACACAGGUGCCGAAUGCCUAGUGGAAAGACAUUUUGGUUGUGUGAGAAACAUUGCAAGGAUAUGAAGGCCACGAUUUUGAGUGACAAGGUGACCGAGGUGAAACACAAGGUCACCAACCAACCAUGGCUAGAAGCUAUGCUGGAUUGUCUGAGAAUGGAGCAAAAAUAUCCAUUUAAGUUCAGAUCCAUGAAAAAAGCCAAAAGAAUUCUGAAAGAUUUGAAUGUGGAUGAUGUUGAAAAAGAUUCAAUGAGACGCACCAUGUCCCGCAGUGCAUCUACCUUGGGCAAGGGGGCACACAAGGCGGCCUUGAAAGAGGCACUUAAGGAGAUAAACCAAGAGGAACAACAACCAAAGGAAUCUGCAAUGAAGAAGAAAUCAACAGGUGGCAAAAAGUCUGUUGGCUUUGCUUCAGACCCGUCUACAAGUACGGAGGACCUGAAUAAACAGGAAAUGUCAUCUCAACAUUCAGGAGAUUUACAGGAUGAGGAUCAGGAAAAGGGAAGGAAGGAAGGAAAAGAAGUAGAUAAGAAAGAAAAACAGAAUGAAGAAGAAUCAAAAGAUGCUAAAAAGGAAGUAACACCUUCCCCAACCCCAGAGGCCAAAGAGAUUAAUCCUGCCCCUACCCCAGAGGCCAAAGAGGCUAAUCAGGCAGUCCCCAUCCCAGAGGCCAAAGAUAUUGAUCCUGCCUCUACCCCACAGAACAAAGAGAGCAGACUUGCUCCAUCACCAGAAACCAAACAGAACAACACCACUCCUACAUCUCCCCAAAAGGAGAACAACCCAAAGUCAGACCCACAAGGUUCUCCCUCCAUCUCACAAUCUGGGGAUAAAACGCGACCAGCCAAGCCCCAAGGGAAUGAUCAACAAUCUGUGUCAAAACCUGUAGAGAAAAGCAAAGCCUGUGUUAUAUUGUAGACAGUCACAAAACCUGUAGAGAAAAGCAAAGCCUGUGUUAUAUUGUAGACAGUCACAAAACCUGUAGAGAAAAGCAAAGCC